Molecule: messenger RNA, 2541 nt
Organism: Beta vulgaris subsp. vulgaris (sugar beet)
Lineage: Eukaryota; Viridiplantae; Streptophyta; Magnoliopsida; Caryophyllales; Amaranthaceae
Product: outer envelope protein 64, mitochondrial
Exons: 13
Coding region: 379-2190 (603 amino acids)
Molecular function (GO): protein binding
Source: RefSeq, a predicted model, not a curated record
UUAACUAUCCCUUAAAUAAUGCACAACACCUUUCCUUCCAAAAAAAAAAAUAAUAUUCCAAAGCAUUUAGGUAUAAAGAUCACCAACAUCUUUCCACAUUCACAUUUGAAACAUCCUCCCUAUUUCUCUCACAUCCACCGUUCACUUCUCCAUCCUUCACCAAAAACAUCACCUCAUCGUACCGCUGUAAAUCCCCUCUCACCAACCUUCCCGCUUCUUCCUUCUCUCUCUCUCUCUCUCCUAAAACCCUUGUUAAACCCUGCACAACAACAAUCAACCUCUGCAACUUUAAACGGUUAAACCCCAACUUCUUCCCUCAAAAAACCCCCAAAAAUUCUUCAUCAAUCACUACAAUUUCUCAUUUAAAAAACAUUGAUCAUGUCGGAAUCACUAAGAAUAAGUCUAUCAAAUAAUCCUAAAGUUUGGAUUAUGAUCGGCGUAGGAGUUGCAGGGAUCGCAAUCGUAGUUUCUAGAGAGAGAAAUCGAAGGAGAGAGAAGAAGCUUCUAAAACGUCAAGAUUUCGGCGCUUUUAUUGAACGCUUCCAGAUUCUUCCAUUUCCUCAGCCUCCUCCUCCUGCUGCUCCUCUUCCUCUCCAUGGCCUCACCUUCGCCGUCAAGGACAUAUUCGAGAUAAAGGGGCGAAUAACCGGGUUCGGAAACCCGGAUUGGAAGAGGACGCAUGAAGAAGGAGAGAAGACGGCGUUUGUCAUUACAAGCUUGUUGAAGAAGGGAGCUACUUGUGUGGGGUCCACUGUUUUAGAUGAGCUCUCAUUUGGGAUUACUGGAGAAAAUGUGCAUUAUGAAACUCCUAUCAAUCCGUCGACACCACAUCAUAUUCCUGGGGGGUCAUCUAGUGGCUCAGCCGUAGCAGUUGCUGCAAAGCUUGUUGAUUUUGCAAUUGGUACUGAUACAAUUGGGUGUACAAGAAUUCCAGCAUCAUUUUGCGGUAUUUUUGGAUUUCGCGCAUCUCAUGGGGCUGUGUCUAUGGAUGGAGUCCUGCCAAAUUCUCAAAGUCUUGACACUAUUGGAUGGUUUGCUCGGGAUAUCUCAGUUUUGCACCGCGUUGGACAGGUCUUGCUCCAGUUAAAGGCUGAGCAUAGGAGGUCAAGGCGCUUCGUAGUUGCAGAUGAUCUGUUUGAGCUUUCAAGAGUUUUGAAGCCUAAGGCAUCACAUUUUGUGAAAAAGACGACAGAAAAUCUUUCUGGAUACCAGAGUCCCAAGAACGUAAAUAUUGGCCAGUAUAUUGCAUCAAAUGUCCCUAGUCUGAAAGUAUUUUGUGAGAAGUCUUCAAAUAUGCAGAGUGGAGUAGAAGCUCUCAAAGCUCUUUCUUCGGUUAUGGCUUUACUUAAUAGAUAUGAGUUUAAAACAAAUCAUGGAGAAUGGAUCAUGUCGGUGAAGCCAAAGUUGGGGGCAGAUGUAUCUCAACGUGUUCGUUUAGCAAUUGAUUCACUUCCUGAGGAUGUAAAAGUUUUAUAUAAAGCGAGGGUCGAAUUACGCGCUGCGUUGCAGAAUCUUUUAAAGGAAGAUGGAAUACUUGUUCUUCCUACAAUAGUUGAUCAUCCCAUCAAACGCAACUCAAGAAAAGGUCUGUCUGCUGAGUUUUAUGAUCGAGCACUAGUUUUGUCCAGCAUAUCAAGCAUGUCAGGUUGCUGUCAGGUCACAGUUCCAUUGGAAGAGCAUGAUGGUUUCCCAACUUCAAUUUCAUUUAUUGCACUUCAUGGAGCUGAUAAGUUUUUGCUUGAUACUGUGUUGGAUUGCUACUCAACACUUCGAGAACAAGUGAGACUUGCAUCUGAGUCCAUGCCACUGCCAGAUGCUAAUGGUGACCUGGAUGCUUCUGAACUGUUGAAAGAGAAGGGUAAUGAUGCAUACAAGGGAAAACAAUGGAAUAAGGCUAUCAGCUACUACGGUGAAGCUAUUAAGCUCAAUGGGAUCAAUGCAACUUACUAUUGCAACCGAGCCGCUGCACUCUUGGAAUUGGCGUGCUUCCAGCAAGCUGAGGACGAUUGCACAAAAGCUAUAUCACUUGAUAAAAAGAAUGUCAAGGCAUAUUUACGAAGAGGGACGGCUAGAGAGUCACUUCUCCGAUAUAAGGAGGCUGCUGAAGAUUUCAAACACGCGCUUGUUCUUGAGCCACAUAACAAGGUUGCCAGUCUUGGAGAAAAGCGGUUGAAGAAGCUCAUGAGUUAAUGUGAUUUUACAAGUCUAUCUUUCACUGAUUCUACUUCCAUCAGAAGGCAAAACAAUUAUGAGAAAUAAGAGAAGUAAAAGAAUAGAAGGGAAAGAACAUGGUGUUUAUACACAAUUAGUUUAUAGAUAUAUCUGUUAUCCUUAUAAUUUGUGUAUAAAAUUUUGAAUAUACGAAUGAUGUGAGAUCAUUUCACAAGUUUUUGGCGAAAUAUUAGUUUUAGGCAAUUUGGAGGCAAGGUUCCUUUUUAGUUUUUAAAUGGACGAAGAUACAGUUGUGUACAUGCUGAUUGAUGUAAUGAAUAUGUUUCAAGGGAGAGGGUUUGAAGAAGUCGACUCCCAUUAUGUGGCCAA